AUGCUUAGUAUUCGGGUCGUUGUUCAACAACAAAAAAUAUCUGUGAGCCUCUCAUCACCAACGGUUUCGGAGCCUUUAGCAGCUCCUUUCGCCUUGUUUAUCCCACAGAUCCUCAAUCUGCCUUACAACCUCGGUGUCAAAGAUGAUAAACAAGGUCUAGGUCAAAACAAAAUUGGUAGCCGACAUGAGGGUGAGAAAUUCAAAAAUUCGUUUGACCAUACACACAACAAACGAAGUGUCCUUGCUGAUAUGAUGUAG
This is a messenger RNA of Necator americanus (New World hookworm), 258 nucleotides long. RefSeq lists its product as uncharacterized. The coding region runs from base 1 to 258 and encodes 85 amino acids. The record is from RefSeq and is a predicted model, not a curated record. The transcript has a single exon. NCBI's taxonomy places the organism in Eukaryota, Metazoa, Nematoda, Chromadorea, Rhabditida, Ancylostomatidae.